Messenger RNA from Condylura cristata (star-nosed mole), 1287 nucleotides. Its product is annotated as L-gulonolactone oxidase-like. Gene Ontology annotation, cellular component: membrane. Gene Ontology annotation, molecular function: FAD binding; D-arabinono-1,4-lactone oxidase activity. Bases 1 to 1206 code for a protein of 401 amino acids. The transcript has 10 exons. NCBI's taxonomy places the organism in Eukaryota, Metazoa, Chordata, Mammalia, Eulipotyphla, Talpidae. The record is from RefSeq and is a predicted model, not a curated record.
AUGCAGGUCGUGGCACAUGUGAACAGCGCCGUGAACACGGUGUGCGUGUGCCUUGGGCGUGGGGUUUGGGCAGUGGCCCACCAGCCCGGCCCGGCCUGUGCUGGUGUCUUGCAGGUGGACACAGAGAAGAAGCAGGUGACCGUGGAGGCCGGCAUCCUCCUGGCGGAUCUGCACCCACAGCUGGACAAGCACGGCCUGGCCCUGCCCAACAUGGGGGCCGUGUCCGACGUGACCGCGGCCGGCGUCCUGGGGACCGCAACGCACAACACGGGCAUCAGGCACGGCAUCAUGGCCACGCAGGUGGUGGCGCUCACCCUGCUGACGGCUGACGGCACCCUUCUGGAGUGCUCCGAGUCCAGCAACCCGGAGCUGUUCCAGGCCGUGCGGGUUCACCUGGGCUGCCUGGGCGUCGUCACCACCGUCACCCUGCAGUGCGUGCCACAGUUCCACUUACAGGAGACGUCCUUCCCCUCAACCCUGAGAGAGGUUCUUGAUAACCUGGAUAGCCACCUGAAGAAGUCCGAGUACUUCCGCUUCCUCUGGUUCCCACACAGUGACAAUGUCAGCGUCAUCUACCAGGACCACACCACCAAGCCCCCGUCCUCUGCGGCCAGCUGGUUUUGGGACUACGCUGUAGGGUUUUACCUCCUGGAGUUCCUGCUCUGGAUCAGCACCUUCCUGCCUGGCCUCGUGCAGUGGAUCAACCGCUUCUUCUUCUGGCUCCUGUUCAGCGGGAGGAGGCAACACAGCCACCUCAGCCACAGAGUCUUCACCUACGAGUGCCGCUUCAAGCAGCACGUGCAGGACUGGGCCAUCCCCAGGGAGAAGACCAAGGAGGCCCUGCUGGCGCUGAAGGCCACCCUGGAGGCCAACCCCAAGAUGGUGGCCCACUUCCCCGUGGAGGUGCGUUUCACCCGGGGGGACGACAUCCUGCUGAGCCCCUGCUUCCAGAGGGACAGCUGCUACAUGAACAUCAUCAUGUACAGGCCCUACGGCAAGGAUGUGCCAAGGCUGGACUACUGGCUGGCCUACGAGACCAUCAUGAAGAAGGUCGGGGGCAGGCCCCACUGGGCCAAGGCCCACAACUGCACCCGGAAGGACUUUGAGAAAAUGUACCCCGGCUUCUCGAAGUUCUGUGCCAUCCGAGAAAAGCUGGACCCCUCCGGCAUGUUCCUGAACACAUACCUGGAGAAGGUGUUCUACUGACGCCUGGACCCCAGCACCCCCAGGCCCCCUCCCAAGGCUACGGAGAUCAGAGCCCCCACCCCUGCCCCUCUGCCCCUGACG